AUGGCCCACGGUACGAUGCAGGGACCCAACGAUGCGAAAAAUCUCCGUAGCGCCGACGGCGUCGCCGGGACCCCGAAUCGCACCGCAAAGACGGUGCCUACGAAUACUUGUCGUGUCUAUCCCACACAUUCCCGAGCCCGACAUCCGCUCCAACGAAGACGCCCGGCCUCAACUGCCCCAAUUCCCCAGCCUUCGCAGCUUCGUAGAACGGUGGGAAGACCGAAGGUGCCCUUGAUGCGCCCUGACUUUCGCACCCAUUGCGAUUUAAACUUCUACCGCAGGACGACGGGAGGCUACAUGCCCAGGCGAACCCGGCCGGCCGACCCAACAAAUAGGUUACCGUCUCCGAGUCGCGCCGCGCCGCCGAUUCAAGUAUCGCAAUGGCGUUGGGCGCUACACGGUCAACAUCCGUUGUUGGGAGGAAACCCGAUAGCUCCCAAACCCUUGGGUGCAAUCUCAACAUACAUACUGUUUCCUUUUUGA
Molecule: messenger RNA, 483 nt
Organism: Colletotrichum tamarilloi
Lineage: Eukaryota; Fungi; Ascomycota; Sordariomycetes; Glomerellales; Glomerellaceae
Exons: 1
Coding region: 1-483 (160 amino acids)
Source: RefSeq, a predicted model, not a curated record